UGCAGGCCAGCGUAAGGCAGCGUUGAAUGAACGCGUCCAAUGACAGAAGAGAUAAUCUAGGUCAUCCAGUAUUUUGCACUCGGCAUGCGAUGCGCAAGCAGGCCGUCAUUCGCUCUAGCGGUACGGGGCAGGUGCCGGGCCGCUGCCCGCAGGGUGCGCCGAGCGUGCAAAAGGCGAUCUGCCUCGUCAACGUAGACUGUUUGCUCGAAGAUCCGCCACAGAUGCAGCUUUCCAACCGACCCUGUCAAGCAAUAUAAUGCCGCAGUGACACAGCAGUUUGGGUGCUGUCUUCGAUGUAUACAUACAUACAAGACGCUGGGGGAACUCACGCACAGUAUCGCUCGACACUCUCCCAUCAUGUCGCUCCAUCCUUCGGUGAGAAGAUCGCGGGUCAGGUGUUUUCCUGGACGCUAUGUCCACCGUGUUGCGAGGUUGAGCCAAGUCACUCCGAGAUCCUCGCCGGACCGAGAGGAUGGUCGCCACCCCCAAGUCCCGGCUGGGACUAGCACGCCCCGAGAAGAUGAGAAUCAGAACGCCCUCAGCAAGCUGGAGAAUGCUUCUCCGCCGAACAUGGCGCCGAACGUUGGUGCGUACGCAAUCCCUGAGCCCCCAGCCCCGACACUCGAGCGAGGAGAAGACACCCAUGCAUCCAGCACACCCCAAAGGGCUCCCGCUGCGCCUGCCCAGUCCGCUCCCCUCGGCAGGACGAAAACUGUCUCUCGCUCCUACAUCUGCCAUGGUGCUGUCGAGGUCUCCGAAGACGACGACGGGCUCAUGUACAUUCCGACCAUACCCACAGAGUUCCUACGCAUGGGCUUAGGACUGGACCUUCCGAUCAUCCACCGGGGCCCGCCGUUCUGUCCUGGACCUGAGGAAGGAGAUUUCCCUGGCGACACGCGCCCUUCGACCCCGGACCAUAUGGUGCAGGACACUACGCACAUAGCGCAGCCCGAGGAGGCCACCGACCAAGACGACGGGUUCGUGAUUAUCGGCACACAAGGCAAUGGAACUGAGGACGUCCAUGACCCAUAGUGCAUCACCAGGGACGUGUUUAUGCUCGACGUGGCUAGUAGAUUGCCUGAAUGGGUCUGAUUGGAUGAUGUCUGUCUCCUUUUGUACGGGCUGUAAUGCACGUGUGUUUCAUUCCGGUCCCCAUUCAUUCACAUGUCCUGGAAUGUGUCUUUCGCUUAGGUAGUUGUCCAGACACCUUCGUUUACCCCGAUUCGCUAGUGGAGAGGGGACAUGAUUGGUUGCACAGUCUAGAAUCUAUUCG
This is a messenger RNA of Paraphaeosphaeria sporulosa, 1273 nucleotides long. RefSeq lists its product as uncharacterized. NCBI's taxonomy places the organism in Eukaryota, Fungi, Ascomycota, Dothideomycetes, Pleosporales, Didymosphaeriaceae. The transcript has a single exon. The record is from RefSeq and is a predicted model, not a curated record. The coding region runs from base 358 to 1032 and encodes 224 amino acids.